GCCAAGAAAAAGAAGGUUGCGACCAAAGAGGAGGAGCCAGAGGUGGAAGAAAGCUGCGUCUACCUGUCGCAGGCCAUCGAUUGGCAGCUCGCUCUCGGCUGGAUGGAGAUGACGCACCAAGAGCCGCACCUCCUCCAGUGGAAGGGACUGACAAGGAAUGAGCCCACACCGACGGCUGUGUACGAGGCGAAUCGCUUCUUGCGCUUUCGGCUGCAGCCGCCCCCUCACGGCGGCCGCACGAGGGCCAAGCCGGCCAGCUGUUUACUGGCGAUGCCUCAGCAAGAGUCGCUGGCAAGGAUACCCGAGGCCAGCAGAAACCGGGCCACAAACAUCCCGUAUUUUUCCACCCUCCUGAACACCAGCGUCCUCAGCAACGACGAGAUUCAAGCUAUUCAGUUGGGGCAGGAGCCACCGAAGCAGGACAAAGAUAUCCCGCUGGAGAUGGCGAACUCCAACCUCUUUUUCGAGCUCUACGUCCGCCAGCGAAACUAUCCGUUUCCGCCGCCUCUUCGCCUGGCUUUUGGUGCCGUGCGAGCGGGUGGCAAAAAGAAGGAGAUGAUCCGCCUCGACCUGUCCAGGUCGAUCCAGUGGAUGGAGCCCGAGCUGUUUCAGCUCCCAAUCGGCGAUCACGAAGAGCCGGUGAUCAAAAUGCGCUGGUGGAUCAGCUUCCCAGUCUUCAGCUUCGUCUGCAAGGGCAGAGGUCUUGACUGCUCAGGACUUCACAACCCUUGCGGAGAUCCCUUCGAAUGGAUGGUGUGCGUCUACGACGACGAUUAUCCUGGCGGGGCACAUCUGCAGGAAGCCGCUUGGGCGUUCCGGGCGGACUUGCCGGGGCAGGGCCUGCGUCCGUACGACAAGAUGCCCGAGCGGAUGAAAGAGCAACUUAAGGCUGCCGAGUCGGUGGCCGAGGUGGAGGAGGAAGAGGAAGGGCAGCCCCUCGCUUUGCCGGCCAGCUUGGUCGAUUUCUGGGCAAACCUGAUCAGCACAGAGGUGCCCUUCGUGACCAAGGCCGACGGCUACGUUCGCUUCGAAGUGCGUCGGAACAGCCAAGGUCAUUUGAACGUGUGGCCGCCAUAUUGGAUCAUUGCCUUCCCCAGCCGGGAAAACGGCGGAAAGCAGAGGUACCACACCGGCCUCCUCCACAUCGGCAUGGCCCCUGAGGAGGCACUGCCGGAGGCGCCUCUGCUGCCUUGUUUGUUUGCUUCAAUCGGAUGUAGCGAGGGUUUGUUUUAUAAGAAUGUCGCUGAGGGCUCUAGUCUUGUCAGGGUUCGAUCGGAAAGUUUCAGAAACGAUUGGAUCCCGAAGUAG
This is a messenger RNA of Symbiodinium sp. CCMP2592, 1308 nucleotides long. Lineage: Eukaryota; Dinophyceae; Suessiales; Symbiodiniaceae. The record is from the annotation of a GenBank genome assembly.